AUCCGACUGUGGUGAUGAAGACAAACUUUCGAGAAUCCAAUCGAGGCGUUGCAGUUUUCUCAUCUGUUUAGUUAACCCGUACUGUUAGUGCUAAACGAUAACGAUCCUAAAUUCCCAAUCCAGAAAAAGGCAAACCUACUUCACCCUCCAUCAUCAUAAAACCAACCAUCUUCAACACGAGAUUUUCACUUUUUACCAUACUCGUCUAAUUUCUCGCGAGUUCCAAGUCUUCUCUCUAUCCUCAUUCCUCAAAAGUUAAAAUUUCAAAGCAAUGACCACCGGAUAACAUCAUUGCUUCAAAGAAAAAGAAAAAGAAGAUUAAAUUAAAUUAAAACACGAGUCAUAGGAACGGAACGCGGACUCCAAUGCAAAAAACAAAGUAGAUUUAAAAUGUGUUGAGGUCCGAUUCAUAAAUAAAAUUUUAGUUAGUAUUAUUUUUUCAAUUUCCAAUAUUGUAACAGGAAAGCAAAGCGGUAUGGUUUGUUUUAUUUUCUCCAGUGAGUGAAGUAGGAAGUGUGAAGUGAGUGAGAGAGAUAGAGAGAGAAGCAAGCAGCAUGGGAAGACCGGCCUCCUGCUUCAAGCUAAUUAUAUGCGGCGGCGAUGCGGCGGAGAAGGACGGUUACCGAGUAGCUCAGAUCAAGGAUUCUAAUGAUAAACCGGGUUGGAGUUUCCGCAAGAAAUCUGUAACUGCAAAGCAACGUGUGCUUAGCAAUACUGUGACUGCAGAUUCCUCAUCUGCAAAUAAGGAGAGUUCACAAUGUAAUAGUUUUAAUUUUGAACCUAACGUUGUUGACAAGGUUUACACAACAAAUAACUCUGAUAAGAAGCCCAAUUUAUCCUCCAUUGAAAGUUCAGAAACGAAUGUCAUUGAAGCAGAGAGUAAAAAGGACGUGAAUCCCCCAGAAUCUGCUGUUAUCACUAUCCAGGCUGCCAUCAGAGGGUUGCUGGCUCAGAGAGAUUUAAUGCAGAUUAAGAAUUUAGUGAAAUUGCAAGCUGCUGUUCGUGGGCACUUGGUCCGGAGCCAUGCUGUAGGAACCCUUCGCUGUGUUCAAGCCAUUGCUAAAAUGCAGCUUCUCGUUCGAGCUCGUCGGGCUCAGCAAUCACAGGAAAAUCAAAGCCACAUGAGCAAGUCAAAUGUGAUGGAUGCAUCCAUUGAGAAGCUGCUUAGCAGUAGGUUUGCUCGCCAGCUAUUGGAAUCAACACCAAAAAAUAAACCUAUACAUGUCAAGUGUGAUCCUUCUAAAGCUGAUUCUGCAUGGAAAUGGUUGGAGAGGUGGAUGUCUAUGUCUUCAAAGUAUACUUCAGAUGACAAAAAAACAAGUUCCCUGACAGAGGAAUCAGAAGUUUAUCCACAGACAGCUGACACAAAGCCCAGUGUGGAGGAUUCAAUUCUACCUUCUAGGGAUGAAAAGAAGCCAAUUACUCAUGAUGCUAAUAACUUCAGCUUUCAAGCAAUCCGCUCUCCAUCACCUUCUAAAAAGGCAGUUGAAUUUGGUGCUAAAGUAGCCUCAGCAGAAAUCGGUUCCUUUAAAGAUGAAAAAUCAGCAUCAGAUGUAAGUGCCCGACCAGAGGUUAAAUCCCUUCCUCAGAAGCCUGAAAUUGAUGGUGAGCCUCGCAAACGAUCAAUGAAAAGAUAUGCAUCAGACCAACUAGAAGCUGAACGAAAUAAAUCUGGACAUGGAUCAAGAAAGGUCAGUAAUCCUGCAUUUAUUGCUGCACAGUCAAAAUUUGAAGAGCUGAGUUCAAUGAUAAAUUCAGGUAGGACAAGCAGUUUUUCUGAUCAAACUGCAGCAGUUGAAUCAGAAGCAGACACCUCUUCUGUCAACAUGGAUAUGGCAUAUAGAUCAAAAGAGUUAUCUGAGAAUUCUGGUCCCUUUUUUUCUAAGCUUGGUGGUUCUCAAUGUGGUACUAAACUAUCUAUUUCUUCCACUCUUGAUACACCCAAUGUAUCCGAGGUUGGUCCUAUUGAAGAUGACCAAGAUGCCAAAGAUUUAGAAGGGGUUGGAAAUCUUGACAAGAAAACAAACCUUGAUGUUGAUACCGAUAUUCCAGGUGCUAUUCCAUCUUCUCACUUAGCCACUGCUGUUAUGGAUCAGACAGAAACUGUUGACGAAAUCAAUGGCAUUAUGGUUCACUCAUCAGUUGCAGUGGACUCUGAAGAGCCUGUUAGCAAGACUGAGAAAAAUGCAUCUGAUGUACAGAGAGAUCAAAAUGAGGAUCCUCUGCAAGGUUUCAGAUCAUCUCGAGAAGCAUCACCUAAAACACACACAAAGGUCCCUGAAUCACAAGAAACACCUUCGAGUCAGUUAUCUAUGAAACCCAAAGACGGCAAAGACAAGUUUAGAUCCAACAGUAAACUUGGGACCCCACCAGUGGUUAACAAAUCACCUGUAAAUGGAAAUCAUGAUUCGAGCUCUAGAGGUCAGCCGAGUGGGAAGCGACGCAAUUCAUUUGGCUCAGUUAAAGCUGAUCACAUUGAUCAAGAACCUACAGGUAACACAAAUAACAAUAGUCCUCUUCCCCGUUUCAUGCAAGCAACAGAAUCAGCUAAGGCCAAAACCAGUGCAAAUAACACACCAAGGUCAAGUCCAGAUGUGCAUGAACGAGAUGUUCAAGUUACGAAGAGACACUCGUUACCAGGUGCCACCGGUAGGCAGGUUUCUCCACGCAUCCAACAAUCGAUGUCUCAACCACAGCAGAACCCGAAGGGAUAUUGUGUACAGCCUCAGCCUACACAAGAGAGAAAAUGGGUGAGGUGAAUUGACAGCUCAAGUGUGCUGAGUGCUGACAUACUUCUACAGUAGUUGAUGAUCAGCAAUGGCGUGGCAAUUUAGAAUAUCUAAUUUCGUUUCUUCAUUCUCUUUUGAAGGAAAGGAAUGCCGCUUCCCUAUACCCUGUAACUGCUGCAAUCUCCUUUUGAGUCUUUCUUUUUUCUUAGUGUUGUUUUUCCCUUUAUCUUUGACUCUCUAUUCUUUGCCUCCCCUCUCUGCCUCCCCAUAUUUGAAGGUGCCCUGUUUUGGUCGGUUCGUAAAAGUGAGUGAGGCUUUUAUAUGUAUAUUAACCACUCGAUCUGUUUACUUUCCGACAGUGUUUCUAAGAAUAUAUUAAUGUUUGUUAAAUAUAUUCUGCUUGAGACAACUUCAGGAUUAUAAUCUAGUGGUACUUUG
Arachis stenosperma is the source of this 3167-nucleotide messenger RNA. Its product is annotated as protein IQ-DOMAIN 32-like. The coding region runs from base 555 to 2759 and encodes 734 amino acids. The transcript has 6 exons. The record is from RefSeq and is a predicted model, not a curated record. Lineage: Eukaryota; Viridiplantae; Streptophyta; Magnoliopsida; Fabales; Fabaceae. Gene Ontology annotation, molecular function: protein binding.